Messenger RNA from Bombyx mandarina (wild silkworm), 2156 nucleotides. It is a transcript of the gene kune, whose product is annotated as claudin. The record is from RefSeq and is a predicted model, not a curated record. Gene Ontology annotation, cellular component: septate junction; membrane. Lineage: Eukaryota; Metazoa; Arthropoda; Insecta; Lepidoptera; Bombycidae. Gene Ontology annotation, biological process: septate junction assembly; regulation of tube size, open tracheal system.
GCGUGUAGUUUGUUGAUAUUUUCAAACUAGUCUAAACUUAUUUAAAAAAUUUAAUAAAUUUUUGUAGUUUUUAAAAUGACGAAAUCUAAGACCGGCUACUUUGCUUUGGGAUUUUUCGCAUUCGCAGCUCUUUUUAUUAUAAUAGCAUUUGGAAGUCCAUAUUGGUUGGUAACUGAUGGGAAGCUAAAGGAUUCAAAGUUUCUGAAAAUAGGUUUGUGGGAAGUAUGUUUCAACAAAUUCGAAGACGUUCAUCACUGGUACGAUACCGUCUUUAACAGCUGCUGGUGGAUAUUUGAAGAAGAAUUCUAUAUUAUACAUGAUAUUUUAUUGCCUGGUUUUUUCAUUGCAACACAGUUCUUCUUCACCAUAACAUUGUGUUGUGUUCUGCUUUCGAUGUUUUUGGUUUUUCUUUAUUUAAAGAAGGACAAGGAUGAUGAUGACUAUUUGACACUUUUGGUAACUUUAGGAACUGUGUUAGUGAUCGGAGGCUUUUCUGGAAUCAUAUCAGUUGUGACAUUUGGAGCCAGAGGUGAUGGGCGUGAUUGGAUGCCCCAUUGGCAGAAUAAUGACCUGGGUUGGGCUUAUGCUCUUGGAGUUGUGGGUGUAAUAUCACUGUUUCCUGCUGGUAUACUGUUUUUAAUUGUAGCCAGAGUACACAAAUACAAAAAACUGCAUGAGAUGCAGAGUCGUGAGCCAUCUGCUUACAAUAUGCAUGAAAGGAACCUUGGUUAUACCAGAGGACACACUGAUAUUUAAAGAUAUUGUAAUAUUAAUUAAAUGUAAUCCGUCCAUUUUGUGAAACUCAUCAAUGUAAAAGUAAUUGUAAGUUAGGUUGUCGUUUAUAUACAAAACUAUUAAAUUCAAAUCCACUGGGUUGCCAGUAUUUAUAGACAAGUCUGAGGCCGACUUGAUGGGGCAACCAAGCUAUCUACUGAAAUGAUACCACCUUAUUCUUUUUAAUCUACUAAAGCUAAUAAAAUAUUUCUUCAUAAGAGUGUAGAGUAUGAUAAACAUUUUUUAAAUAUUAUUAAACUGGUUCUUACCACAGCUUAGUUAUAACAAUUUUCUGGUAGAAAUAUCAGUAUACAGCACAGAAAGGUGAUGUUUUUUAUAUUGUAAGUAAUCAUAGAAUUUGUCAAUUGGUAACACUGAGAAAAUUGUUUAGAUUUAAGGUAGACAGGUUUAUUUGGCUCCUAACAUUCUACCUCAGUUUUAGUUUACCUCUUAAUUAGCUUUCAGCAGCACGAAGUUAUCUGGAAUUUGUUGAAACAAAAAAUCAUGUCUGAAUGAAUAUAAUUAUGAAAAUACCUGAGCAUGUGUAGGAAUCUCACAACUGCAUCAUCAUAGUAUAGGUAAUAAAGUUAUUAUGUAAGGCGUAUGAAUGAGUUUCGUCAAUUGACCUGCAUUGACGAAACUCAUUCAUUCUCUGCAUUCCUGUAUUUUUUUUAUAUUUUCAAAUAUAUAUUGUAUAAAUAAAUGUAAGAGUUAAAAAAACUGAUAAUAAGGGUAAAACGAAUAAAAACUGAUAAAUAGGUUGCCUAUUUGAGUAUAACUGUUAGUGUAGGUAUUGUGAGUGUAAACUGUGUGUCGCUUAAAGAUUAUUUUUAUUUUAUACACUUAGGUAUGAAUCUACAAAAUGUGUAAGGGGUACUAAGCACAAAUAUAACAUUUCUAUAAUGAUACAGAUUUUGUAUAUCCCAUUUUACUCGAUUUGUGGGUAAGCUCGAAGAAAAGUUUAGUAAGAUUUAAUAUGUUAACUUGCUUUUGUAUAUACAAUGUUUUUAAAUAUCUCGAACUGAAACUUCUUUAGGCGUGUUUGAGAGUAAAAUUUAACUCGCGACAGAUUUGUUACGGCUAGACAGAAAAUAUACAAUUUAGGAAGAGCGAGAGAAAAAAUAUACAGCGAGCUAGUUUUUCUUAUACAUAGCACUUCAUAUUACAAGAGAAAUUUGAUUUAAGGAUGAAAAAUAAAGAAAAUCACAAUACUACAGACCGCAACAGAAGUUUCACUUUUUUCAUGUGCACCAAGUGCGCAUGCACCAUUUUUUUUAUGUUACUCGUUUUUCAGUCUACAUACAUACGAAUAAUAUAAUUUUUUUAGUGUUAUCAAUGAAAAAAGAUUCUAAAUAUAAAUAAAUGAUUUUGUAUGUGUUGUA